This is a messenger RNA of Psammomys obesus (fat sand rat), 957 nucleotides long. RefSeq names its product myogenic differentiation 1 (gene Myod1). NCBI's taxonomy places the organism in Eukaryota, Metazoa, Chordata, Mammalia, Rodentia, Muridae. Gene Ontology annotation, biological process: muscle organ development; regulation of transcription by RNA polymerase II; positive regulation of myoblast differentiation. Bases 1 to 957 code for a protein of 318 amino acids. The transcript has 3 exons. The record is from RefSeq and is a predicted model, not a curated record. Gene Ontology annotation, molecular function: DNA-binding transcription factor activity, RNA polymerase II-specific; protein dimerization activity; RNA polymerase II cis-regulatory region sequence-specific DNA binding.
AUGGAGCUACUGUCGCCGCCGCUCCGGGACGUCGACUUGACAGGCCCCGACGGCUCCCUCUGCUCCUUUGCCACAGCCGACGACUUCUACGAUGAUCCGUGUUUCGACUCCCCCGACCUGCGCUUUUUUGAGGACCUGGACCCGCGCCUGAUGCACGUGGGGGCCCUGCUGAGGCCGGAGGAGCACACGCACUUCCCCGCUGUGGGGCCCCCGGGCCCGGGCGCCCGCGAGGACGAGCAUGUGCGCGCGCCCAGCGGGCACCACCAGGCGGGGCGCUGCCUGCUGUGGGCCUGCAAGGCGUGCAAGCGCAAGACCACCAACGCCGACCGCCGCAAGGCCGCCACCAUGCGCGAGCGGCGCCGCCUGAGCAAGGUGAACGAGGCCUUCGAGACGCUCAAGCGCUGCACGUCCAGCAACCCGAACCAGAGGCUGCCCAAGGUGGAGAUCCUGCGCAACGCCAUCCGCUACAUCGAGGGCCUGCAGGCCCUGCUGCGCGACCAGGACACCGCGCCCCCUGGCGCCGCCGCCUUCUACGCCCCGGGCCCGCUGCCCCCGGGCCCGGGCGGCGAGCACUACAGCGGAGACUCGGACGCGUCCAGCCCGCGCUCCAGCUGCUCGGACGGCAUGACGGAUUACAGCGGCCCCGCGAACGGCCCCCGGCGGCGGCCCGGCUACGACGCGGCCUACUACAGCCAGGCGUCCAGCGAGCCCAGGACCGGGAAGAGCGCGGCGGUGUCUAGCCUCGACUGCCUGUCGAGCAUCGUGGAGCGCAUCUCCACCGCCAGCCCCGCGGCGCCUGCGCUGCUCCUGGCCGACGCCUCGCCAGAGUCGCCUCCGGCCCCUCCGGAAGGGGCUUCCCCAAGCGACGCAGAACAGGGGGCUCAGACUUCGCCCCCCGACGCCGACCCUCAGGGCCCCGCAGGCUCCAACCCCGAUCCGAUCUACCAGGCGCUGUGA